Triticum turgidum subsp. durum (durum wheat) is the source of this 606-nucleotide messenger RNA. Lineage: Eukaryota; Viridiplantae; Streptophyta; Magnoliopsida; Poales; Poaceae. The record is from the annotation of a GenBank genome assembly.
AUGAGCGGCCGCGAUGUCGCCUCCCCGGCGCCGGCCGACGCCUCCGCCAUAUGCGCUCAGAUCGCGGCCGUCUUCGCCGCGCCAUCCGCGCACCCCCCGGCGCGCGCCGUCCUAGUCUCUGAGCUCGCCGCCGCGUCCUCCCGGGGAGGCCGCGUGUUCGUGCACGGCGUCGGGCGCGAGGGCCUCAUGAUGCGCGCCCUCUGCAUGCGCCUGGCGCACCUCGGCCUCCCCGCGCACUGCGUCGGCGACGUCACGGCGCCGCCCGCCUUAUCGGGAGACCUCCUCGUCGCCUCCGCGGGACCGGGCGCGUUCUCCACCGUCGACGCCAUCUGCGGCGUGGCGCGAGGCGCCGGCACGCGCGUGGUGCUGCUCACCGCGAGGCCGGAGGGAGAUUUCCCUGGGCGCCAGGCCGACGUGGUGGCCCACCUCCCCGCGCAGACCAUGGCUGACGACGAGGAUGGCGCGGCGGCGCAGGCGAAGCUGCCGAUGGGGAGCCUGUACGAGGGGGCCAUGUUUGUGCUGUUCGAGAUGGUGGUGCUCGAGCUCGCGGGUGUUCUGGGCCAAAGCCCGGCCCAGAUGAGGGCCCGCCACACAAACUUGGAGUAG